Messenger RNA from Arabidopsis thaliana (thale cress), 2766 nucleotides. It is a transcript of the gene HON4, whose product is annotated as winged-helix DNA-binding transcription factor family protein. NCBI's taxonomy places the organism in Eukaryota, Viridiplantae, Streptophyta, Magnoliopsida, Brassicales, Brassicaceae. Gene Ontology annotation, biological process: nucleosome assembly. Gene Ontology annotation, cellular component: nucleosome; chromosome; nucleus. The record is from RefSeq and is marked reviewed. Bases 448 to 1611 code for a protein of 387 amino acids. Gene Ontology annotation, molecular function: DNA binding. The transcript has 4 exons.
CAUUUUUAAAAUUUUGGUGAUUUUUUAUUACAUUGGAGCGAAAAUGUAGCAAAAUUCUAAGAGGCAAAAAUGAAAAAAAUCAAAGUAAAGAAACACAAAAUCCUUAAAAUAAAAGACAAAAUGAUAUGACACGUCAUCGAUCCUCGUCAAAACCGUCGAUAGAAAACAAAUCAACGGUUAGAUUUAAUAGUAAUCUUUCUUCUCAUCCUUUCGUCUCUACUCCUCCGCCUCUCUCUCCCCAACCUAACUUUAUUUAUUUCUCUCACAAAAAUUUUAUUUUCACAAAAACAAAAAAAUCAAAAGAGCUCUCAGAGCAAAAAACAAAAAAAAAGAAAAAAAAACCCUAAAUCUAAAUCUCACCUUCCACCUCUGUCUUUUUUUUUUUUGUUCUUUUUUUUUUUUUUACUGUAUCUUCUCUUCUCUUUGCUCUGCAAAAAUCUCACAUCCAUGGAUCCAUCUCUUGGUGAUCCUCAUCAUCCUCCUCAGUUCACCCCUUUUCCUCAUUUUCCCACCUCCAAUCAUCAUCCUUUAGGACCAAAUCCGUACAAUAACCAUGUCGUCUUCCAACCGCAGCCGCAAACGCAAACGCAAAUCCCGCAACCGCAGAUGUUUCAGUUAUCUCCACAUGUUUCAAUGCCCCACCCUCCUUACUCCGAAAUGAUUUGCGCUGCGAUUGCGGCGUUAAACGAACCGGAUGGUUCGAGCAAGAUGGCAAUUUCGAGAUACAUCGAGAGAUGUUACACCGGUUUAACUUCUGCUCAUGCUGCUUUGUUGACUCACCAUCUCAAGACUUUGAAGACCAGUGGUGUUCUUUCUAUGGUUAAGAAAUCUUACAAAAUUGCUGGUUCUUCUACUCCUCCUGCUAGUGUAGCUGUUGCUGCUGCUGCCGCCGCUCAAGGUCUCGAUGUUCCCAGAUCUGAGAUUCUCCAUUCAAGUAACAACGAUCCCAUGGCUUCUGGCUCUGCUUCUCAGCCUCUGAAACGAGGUCGUGGUCGUCCUCCUAAGCCUAAACCUGAAUCUCAACCACAACCACUACAGCAACUUCCACCGACCAAUCAAGUCCAGGCUAACGGACAGCCAAUCUGGGAACAGCAGCAAGUUCAAUCACCUGUUCCGGUUCCGACUCCGGUUACAGAGUCGGCGAAGAGAGGACCUGGUCGUCCAAGGAAGAACGGUUCUGCUGCUCCUGCUACUGCACCAAUCGUUCAAGCUUCGGUUAUGGCUGGAAUUAUGAAACGUAGAGGUAGACCACCGGGUCGUCGAGCUGCUGGGAGACAGAGGAAGCCCAAAUCCGUUUCUUCUACUGCCUCUGUGUAUCCUUAUGUUGCUAAUGGUGCUAGACGCAGAGGAAGGCCUAGGAGAGUUGUUGACCCUAGCAGUAUUGUUAGUGUUGCUCCAGUAGGUGGUGAAAAUGUGGCAGCGGUUGCGCCAGGGAUGAAGCGUGGACGUGGACGACCACCUAAGAUUGGUGGUGUUAUCAGUAGGCUUAUUAUGAAGCCUAAGAGAGGACGAGGACGUCCUGUAGGUAGACCCAGAAAGGUAAAUUUUCACAUCCCCCAAUUCUGUAUUCGUGAUCUCGAUUUUGCAAUAUCUGACGUUUACUGUGCAUGAUUGUUCACUGCUCCGCCGUCAAUUUAGAUUGAUAAAGUUUGAUACUUGUGUUGCAAUCAUUGUGGAAUUCAAACUCAAUGUCACUUUCCGCUUUUGAGCAUUGUUGUCUGUUUUCGCGUAUCCAAAAUCUGACUAGUAUCUAGUGUUUUUAUUAUAUUUUCGUGUCCCUUACUUUUGGCUUAUCCUUAUCUGGUUUCUCUGUUUUAUUUUAAUUUUCGUUUGGAUAAUUAAGACCAAAAUAGUCGGUAAUGUAUCGCUAUAGCUAGGAAUAAUUUUAUCAUCAAUUAGUGUGUUAAUCCGGCUUAAUGGUUUCUAAGUCAUCACAUAGUGUCUUCUUCUCUGUAUCUUCUAUUUUACUAGUAACGUGUUCAAUUGGAUCUAAAAUUGGAACAUCAGUCACGACUGGGACACAAGAUUCUGGAGAACUCAAGAAGAAGUUUGAUAUUUUUCAAGAGAAAGUGAAAGAAAUUGUGAAGGUGUUGAAGGAUGGAGUUACAAGUGAGAAUCAAGCAGUGGUGCAAGCCAUAAAAGAUCUGGAAGCACUAACAGUGACGGAGACCGUUGAGCCACAAGUUAUGGAAGAAGUGCAGCCAGAGGAGACUGCAGCACCACAGACUGAAGCUCAACAAACUGAAGCUGCUGAGACACAAGGAGGACAAGAAGAAGGACAAGAAAGAGAAGGAGAAACACAGACCCAGACAGAAGCAGAGGCAAUGCAAGAAGCUCUGUUCUGAAGAAUAAUAAUGAUCUAGAAAACAACCUAGACAUAAUAGCCUUGGUGUUUGGCGUUAGGAGUGUUUUUUUUUAGUUGUUUUAGGUGUUGGAAUCGCAUCUUAAAUUAUAUAAAAAUCUAUAAGGAAUUUUAAUUUUUCUAGGUUUUGUUGUCUGCAGAAGAAGAAAUAGUAGACUCGUUAAUGGUGUUGUUGUCGGUGUGUCUUUAACCAAACCAUAAGACGUGGCUGUAAAUUAGCGAUGUUUCUAGUCUUCCAUCUUUAAUAAUCUCUUAUUGCGUCUGUGCCUUUGUUUUUUUCAAUCUGUCUUCUGCUCUCUGCUUCCGCUUUGCACAUUGUGGAGAUGUUUUCGUGUCUAUUUUCCACCCAACGGUUUUAGCAGGUCGACUCUUACUUAAUUUCUUACUAAUAAUAUCUUCAUUUC